AGUAGUAGUAGUAGUACCGUAGUAAUAUCAAUAUUAUUAGUAGUAGCAGGUAGUAAGUAGAGCAGUAGUAGUGGGUGAUGUUGGUGGUGGUGUUAGUGAUGGUGUUGGUGGUAGGGUGGUGGCAAUAGAUAGUAAUUGGAUUGCGUAGUAGUAGUGAUGAUUUAAUCGAGAUAAACGCGAAACGUUUUGCUGGUAUCCGCGAUUUGAUGAUAUGGUGAAACGAUGUGUUAACGACGGUGCUAGUGAUGAUGGUGAUGGUGGUGUAGUAGGAAAUGGUGGAGGUGGUAAUGGUGGUAGCGGUAUCAGUAUCAGCAAUAGUAACAGCAACGGCAACUAGCAGCAGCAACGGCAACAGCAGCAGCAGUGGCUCCAACGACAGUGGUGGCAGCACCAGCGAUAGCACCAACGUUAGCAGUGGUGGUAGCGGUUAAGAUAAGCGCGGGGGGACUGAGUGCGAUUCCGUCGUCCGUGAUUUUUGCUAGGCACGAGAAACAGUUUUCUCGUGGCACACGUUCGCUUCGAGUUAGUUUUGUUAGGAGAAGGAGAAGGAUUGUUAUGCAGCGUGUCACGAUUUGGUGAAUUAAAGAACGAACGACGAACAGGGAGAGAGAGAGGGAGAGAGAGAGAGAGAGAGAGAGAGAGAGAGAGAGUGAACGAUAAGAAGAUUUCAAGAAUUUAAAAGAAAGAGAAAGAAAGAAAUAAAAAUGUUGAAGGAAUAUUCGCCGAUAGUACAAGCCCUUUUAGGGACACUAUUCACGUGGGCCCUUACGGCAGCGGGUGCCGGCCUUGUCGUCAUCAUACGCGGGAAACAGCGAAAAUUGUUGGACAUCAGUCUUGGAUUUGCUGGUGGCGUGAUGGUAGCUGCAAGCUAUUGGUCCUUGUUGGCGCCAGCUAUUGAAAUGGCAACGGAGAGCAAAAUUUAUGGAGCCGAAGGCGAAUACGCAUUUAUACCGGUUGGAGUUGGGUUUCUCAUAGGCGCGGCAUUCGUAUACGGAACGGACGUGUUGAUAUCUUCCCUUGGCAUUCAGUCCCCCAAUGUGCUUUUAGCUAUGCAGUCAGUCGGUACGAAACAAAGAGGCAAGGUCCUUGCAAAACUAAAGAGUGACGAGGACUUAGACGAUAUCGAUACGUUUAACGACGUACAGAUUUCCGGUGGAAUGAUGUACACUCAUGUCGAUUCGACUACUAUCGAUGGAUUUUACGAACAAAAUGCAAGAAGAAGACAAGUUACCAAUGUACAUAGGCCAUCGGAAUCGGCUGAGAUAAGUACGGUUUACGAAGAUCCCAGUAACGAAGUUAAGAAUAAUCAAUGGAGGAGAAUAUUGCUAUUGGUUGUAGCUAUUACGGUGCACAAUAUACCCGAAGGUCUUGCUGUUGGUGUCGGUUUCGGAGCGAUAGGAAGCAGUGCAUCAGCUACUUUUGAAAAUGCAAGCUCCUGCUAUUUCAUCCGAGCUUCUUCUUUUGGGAUCCGGCCCGACACGGCGAAGAAAGCCUCGUUAUGGUAUUCCGGACCGAUCGAUUUAGCGUCCGCUAGCCGGCACCAUUGUUGUAAACGAGUGCAGCAGCAACGGCAGAAGCACCAACGGCAGCCAACAGCUUCUCUCGAACCUAGCAAUCGGAAUUGGCAUUCAGAAUUUUCCAGAGGGUCUGGCAGUUUCAUUGCCUCUUCAGGCGGCAGGUAUCAGCACCCUGAAGAGUUUCUGGUACGGACAGCUUUCUGGUAUGGUAGAACCGAUCGCUGGUGUCCUUGGCGCUGCGGGGGUGACGUUAGCGGCACCUGCUUUACCCUAUGCAUUAGCCUUCGCUGCAGGAGCCAUGAUCUAUGUUGUCAUUGACGACAUCAUUCCGGAAGCCCAUGAAAGCGGAAAUGGUAAACUCGCCAGCUGGGCCGCCAUCGUGGGUUUCUUGGUGAUGAUGUCUUUGGACGUGGGAUUAGGCUAAGAGAUCGCUAUACAACGAUCGUCGUGCUCGGAAAUGUAUAAUCCAUAUAUAACGAUAUAUAUAUAUAUAUACAUACAUACAUACAUAUAUAUAUGUAUGUAUAUGUGUAUAUGUAUAUAUUCGCCUAAUUCGAGUCAUUAGAAUCGACGACUCCUAAUUUUUAUUUUGGUGCAUCGAUCAAUUAUUUUUUCUUCGAUCAAUACUUCCACGUAUCGAUUUUAACGUUCGAUCGAUCUAUCGACGAAUAGAUAGAUAGAUAGAUAGAUAGAUAGAUAGAUAGAUAGAUAGAUAGAUAGAUAAAUAAAUAGAUAGAUAGAAUUUUUGUACGAAAGAUUUUAUAAA
Molecule: messenger RNA, 2283 nt
Organism: Vespula pensylvanica (western yellowjacket)
Lineage: Eukaryota; Metazoa; Arthropoda; Insecta; Hymenoptera; Vespidae
Gene: Zip48C
Product: zinc transporter ZIP11
Exons: 7
Coding region: 705-1835 (376 amino acids)
Biological process (GO): zinc ion transmembrane transport
Cellular component (GO): membrane
Molecular function (GO): zinc ion transmembrane transporter activity
Source: RefSeq, a predicted model, not a curated record